Xenopus laevis (African clawed frog) is the source of this 1287-nucleotide messenger RNA. It is a transcript of the gene mrps9.L, whose product is annotated as mitochondrial ribosomal protein S9 L homeolog. The record is from RefSeq and is marked provisional. Gene Ontology annotation, biological process: translation. NCBI's taxonomy places the organism in Eukaryota, Metazoa, Chordata, Amphibia, Anura, Pipidae. Gene Ontology annotation, cellular component: mitochondrial small ribosomal subunit; ribosome; mitochondrion. Gene Ontology annotation, molecular function: RNA binding; structural constituent of ribosome.
CCCUGUCACCCUUCAGCAUGGCUGUAGUAUGCCGUGGUGCUGGGUUGUCAGCUGUAUUACGGGCAGCGGGCACCUGCAGUAGAAAAUCGACAUUGACUGCUGGAGCCUGUAUCGAGGCUUCUCGACUAAUACAUAACAGUGCUGCAGUACACAGGAAAAAUGUUGCAGCCCCAGGACGUGAAAAGUACACAGAGGCCUUUAUUAAAAAACAGAUUGAAGAGUACAACAUUGGAAAGAGACAUUUAGCCAACAUGAUGGGAGAAGAUCCAGAGACAUUUACCCAAGAGGAUAUUGAUAGAGCCAUUGCAUAUCUUUUCCCUUCUGGCUUGUUUGAUAAGAAGGCACGACCAAUUAUGAAGCAUCCAGAGGACAUUUUUCCAAAACAGAGAGCAAUUCAGUGGGGAGAAGACGGCCGUCCAUUCCAUUUCCUGUUCUAUACCGGCAAACAGUCAUAUUACUCAUUAAUGCACGAACUCUAUGGCAAGCUCCUGUCUAUACAGCAAUAUGAAGAUCAAAUACGAAGCAAAGGUUUAUACUCAGAAGAUAAAAGGCAGAUGGACCUGAUUGGCAGUCGCUGGCUGAUUAAAGAAGAAUUGGAGGAAAUGUUAGUUGAAAAAUUGUCAGACCAAGAUUACCUGCAUUUUCUACAGAUGCUGGAACGUUUAUUGAUUCUACCAUACUGCAGCAUAGAGGAAGAAUAUGUGCUUAAAUUCCGUAAGAAUCUCGAGGUUCAGUCCAAGAAGCAGGUUGUUAACCCUUUGCAGUAUGAUGAACAUGGAAGGGCAUUCAGUACUGGAGAAGGUAAGAGGAAAACUGCACAGGCAACUGUGAUGCUUCAUGAAACUGGGAAUGGAACAGUAGUCGUGAAUGGAGUAAAUUAUUCAGAAUAUUUCACCGUACUCCAGGACAGAGAGCAGCUAAUGUUCCCAAUCCAAUUCCUCAACCGGCUUGGAAAGCAUAACUUAGAGUGCACUGUGGCUGGAGGAGGGAAGUCAUCACAGGCUGGUGCCAUCCGCCUGGCCACGGCUAGAGCCUUGCUGAGCUUUGUAUCUGAGAAUGAAAUUGAAGCCAUGAGGCAAGCUGGACUGCUCACUACAGAUCCACGUGUGAAAGAACGGAAAAAACCUGGCCAGGAAGGAGCUCGCAGGAAGUUUACAUGGAAGAAACGUUAGGCUACACAACUGUACUGCAAUGUAAAUCCGCCUGCUUUCCUGAGAAGAUAACAUUAUCUGUUGUUUGCACAGUGCUGUUUUUUUUUUUUAUAAUAAAAUUAUUCAUUAAAUCAGU